Molecule: messenger RNA, 2723 nt
Organism: Toxotes jaculatrix (banded archerfish)
Lineage: Eukaryota; Metazoa; Chordata; Actinopteri; Toxotidae
Product: gastrula zinc finger protein XlCGF57.1-like
Exons: 4
Coding region: 57-2261 (734 amino acids)
Biological process (GO): central nervous system development; regulation of transcription by RNA polymerase II
Cellular component (GO): nucleus
Molecular function (GO): RNA polymerase II cis-regulatory region sequence-specific DNA binding; DNA-binding transcription factor activity, RNA polymerase II-specific
Source: RefSeq, a predicted model, not a curated record
ACAUACGGUGGUGUGGGAGUAUCUCAGCUAAAUAUUCCAGUUGUAACGGAGCAGCGAUGUCUUCUGUUCAGUAUCUGAGAGACUUUGUCACCGAGCGACUAACUGCUGCUGCUGAAGAAAUAUUCGGAGUCUUUGAAAAAACCAUCGUCGAGUACGAGGCAGAGGUCGAUCGUCAGCGCAGACUGCUGGAUAUCGUUUGGCAACCUGAAAUAAAGUUACACAGGAUAGAGCUCCCACAGCAGCAUGUCUGUCAGGAGGAGGAGGUUCUCAGUGACCAGCAGCUCUGUGACCAGGAGAGGAACUCCAGCCUGGACCAAGAGGACCCAGAUCCACCACAGAUUAAAGAGGAGGAGGAGGAAACCUGCAGCGGUCAGGAGGGAGAGCAGCUUGUACUGAAGCAGGAGACUGAUGCCUUUAUAUUGACUCCUGAUUAUGAGGGAAGUGACCACACUGAACCAGAACCAGGCAGAGACCAGCAGCUCCUCUCUCACAGCUCUCCUGUAGAUGAGAGCCAAGAUCAGACAGGAAGCAAACAUGUGGACUCUGGAUUAACUAGAAAUGCAGAGACAAAGACACAGAAGACACAACACAACAACAGGAAUCACAGCAACAGUGUUUCCAACAAAGAGCUCCCACAGCAGCAUGUCUGUCAGGAGGAGGAGGUUCUCAGUGACCAGCAGCUCUGUGACCAGGAGAGGAACUCCAGCCUGGACCAAGAGGACCCAGAUCCACCACAGAUUAAAGAGGAGGAGGAGGAAACCUGCAGCGGUCAGGAGGGAGAGCAGCUUGUACUGAAGCAGGAGACUGAUGCCUUUAUGUUGACUCCUGAUUAUGAGGGAAGUGACCACACUGAACCAGAACCAGGCAGAGACCAGCAGCUCCUCUCUCACAGCUCUCCUGUAGAUGAGAGCCAAGAUCAGACAGGAAGCAAACAUGUGGACUCAGGAUUAACUAGAAAUGCGGAGACAAAGACACAGAAGACACAACACAACAACAGGAAUCACAGCAACAGUGUUUCCAACAAAGAGCUCCCACAGCAGCAUGUCUGUCAGGAGGAGGAGGUUCUCAGUGACCAGCAGCUCUGUAACCAGGAGAGGAACUCCAGCCUGGACCAAGAGGACCCAGAUCCACCACAGAUUAAAGAGGAGGAGGAGGAGGAGGAAACCUGCAGCGGUCAGGAGGGAGAGCAGCUUGUACUGAAGCAGGAGACUGAUGCCUUUAUGUUGACUCCUGAUUAUGAGGGAAGUGACCACACUGAACCAGAACCAGGCAGAGACCAGCAGCUCCUCUCUCACAGCUCUCCUGUAGAUGAGAGCCAAGAUCAGACAGGAAGCAAACAUGUGGACUCAGAAUUAAGUAGAAAUGUAGAGACAAAGACACAGUCAAGUCAACACAGCAACAGUGUUUCCAACACAGGUGAGAAGACUUUCAAAUGUGACACUUGUGGAAAAGGAUUUGAGAAUAAGAGCAAAUUCAAUGAGCAUCUGAGAGUCCACACAGGAGAGAAACGAUAUUGUUGUGAUAUGUGUGGGAAGCAUCUCAGAAGUAGAGAAGGCUUUUUGAUCCACAGAAGAACUCACACAGGUGAGAAACCGUUCUCCUGCAGCACCUGUGGGAGAAGAUUCGGCUCUAUGUCAACGAUGAAAAGUCACAUGAAAACUCACACAGGUGAGAAGCCAUAUUCUUGUCAAACUUGUGGGAAACGUUAUCCAUAUAAAGAAUAUUUGAAAGUCCACAUGAGAUCUCACACAGGUGAGAAGCCAUAUUCUUGUCAAACAUGUGGGAAGGGUUUUGCCAGUCAUAGUCACUUGAAUGACCAUAGAAGAACUCACACAGGUGAGAAACCAUACUGCUGCAGCACCUGUGGAAAAAGAUUCUCUUUCAGUUCAUCAAUGAAAGCCCACAUGAGAACUCACACAGGUGAGAAACCGUACUCCUGCAGCACGUGUGGAAAAAGAUUCACUGGGCAUUCAGAUAUGAAAAAGCACAUGAGAUCUCACACAGGUGAGAAGCCAUAUUCUUGUCAAACUUGUGGGAAACGUUAUCCAUAUAAAGAAGAUUUGAAUAUCCACAUGAGAUCUCACACAGGUGAGAAACCAUAUUCUUGUGAAAUAUGUGGGAAGAAUUUUGUGUCUCAUGGUAACUUGAGAAACCACCGCAGAAUCCACACGGGUGAGAAACCGUAUCCCUGCAACACUUGUGGGAAAAGGUUCUCUCGAUUGUCAGACUUUAAAAGUCAUGCAAGUGUUCAUACAGGUUAAAAGUCGUAUAUUUCAUACAAACUUUGAUUUCCAGCAGGCAGUGGAUGCAGUAGCAGCUGUUCAGGUUUAACAGACCUUUUAAUAUUUCUUUGCAUCGUAAAUGAAGAAACAGUCUGAGUGAAUGAUGAAUGAAAGGAUGUUUCUCUGCCUUUUCAUCUUUAUUAGUUAAUGAUAGCUAGGUAGAAAAAAAAAUCUAUUCAUUGUGGUGCUCAAAAGCUACUGGCAGCUAAGGGCAACUUUUAAGGCGGAAUGCUUUUUUCUGUGUCACUGUGCAUGAGUUGAGGUUGUGAAUCAAUGUGAGUCACUCAUGUUUUAUUCUUUCCACCUAAAGUUUUUUCCUUUUGUCCAGAACAUGUCCUUUCAUUUUAUCUUUUUAUGUAAUUUUGAUUUGAUCAAAAGUUGUUGAUUUUUUUUUUUUACUUCCUUUUAGAAAAUGUACCAUAUUAAUAAACUUGUAUUGUG